Messenger RNA from Suillus subalutaceus, 453 nucleotides. RefSeq lists its product as uncharacterized. The record is from RefSeq and is a predicted model, not a curated record. NCBI's taxonomy places the organism in Eukaryota, Fungi, Basidiomycota, Agaricomycetes, Boletales, Suillaceae. The annotation marks the transcript as partial. The transcript has 4 exons.
UGCAACCGAGCGAUCAUGAUGACUUGCAUGAUCUCACCGCCAAGUAUUGCAUCUACAAUGUCACUCAUCCAAUCAUGUGCGUUGUACAUGAUAAUGCUCACUGCAUCUGUUUUCGAAAUUGUUGGAACAUUGACUGUAUGCCGCUCGUUACAAGAAACAAACAGAGUCUACGCGAGGAGACAUACUCAAAAUAUUUAUCCUGAUUUGAGGAUGGGUAAUGAGCGCAACAUCAAUGGCUUAAACUUCUAACACAACAUAUCCCAUUCCAGCAUAGCGCACCUAGGAUGUUCUGAAGUCAGCAAAACUUGUACUUGCUAAGCAUAAUAUUGAAGCACAUGGUACAUACACUGAGAUAGAGAAAGGUCAUCAGGGACCACCGUUGCCUCUGCCGUGAACAAGUUGUAUUUUCACGUCGUUCUUGUGAUGUGGGAGUCCGCUCACCCAGAUCAGUUC